Manis javanica (Malayan pangolin) is the source of this 2103-nucleotide messenger RNA. RefSeq names its product HIRA interacting protein 3 (gene HIRIP3). The record is from RefSeq and is a predicted model, not a curated record. NCBI's taxonomy places the organism in Eukaryota, Metazoa, Chordata, Mammalia, Pholidota, Manidae. Gene Ontology annotation, cellular component: nucleus.
UCACCCGUCGGCGCCACGACACUGCGCGUGCGUAAACUCCUGUCAAACGAGAAGACGGAGGCCGAAAAGAAAAAAAGGCGGGAGUCACCAAUCCCAGGUGGCGCAAAAUGGCGUGGGAGAACAAGAUGCAAGAGUUCACCCGCAGCUUAUUCCGAGACCGCCCGGACCUCAGCACGCUUACGCACUCCAUCGUGCGGCGGAGAUUCUUGGCACACGUGGGCCGAGACCACUUGGAACCGGAGGAGAAGCAGGCUUUGAAACGGCUAGUGGAGGAGGAGCUGCUAAAGAUGCAGGUGGAUGAAGCAGGUGCCAGGGAAGAGAGGCUAGAUCUUGCCAAGAGAGCGAAGAGGCCUUCCACCCCCUGCAGUGACCCAGAGAGAAAAAGAUUCCGUUUUAAUUCAGAGUCAGAGCCAAGUUCUGCAGCCUCCAGUCCAGACUGCUUUGGCCCGCAAGCAAAGAAUGGGCUGGCAGCAGACAUCAGUCCAGCUGAGGAGAAGAGUUCAAAGCAAGCCUCAGAGAAAGCAACUGAGGAGAGCAGUGAUGCAGAACAGCAGCAGCAGGACCUGACUGUAAAGACUGGAUUGGAAAAGGAAGUGGUGAAGGAGAGCAGUGAGGAGGAGGAAGAGGGUUCUGCCAGAACAAGUAAGGUCUGGAAGGAAGAGAGCAGUGAGGAGGAAGUUGAGAAAAAGUUAGAGGUGGAAAAGGAAUCCAAAGGCAGGACUGGGAAGAAACCUGUGACAAAGAGCAAGCAGGCAUUAGAGAGGACCUCAGCCCGUAGGAAGCAGGCCAGGGAGGAGAGUGAGGACAGCGAGGUGGAAUCUGCCCAGAGGACCAGAAAGAAGGCAGAGGGAAUGAAAGGAGCUAAGGUCCACCAGGAAAACGAAAAGGAGAGUGAGGAGGAGACCCAAGCUAAAAAGAAACAGAACAGAGAGGACAAGGAGGAUUGGAAACCCAAAGGCCAUAGCAAUGGAGGGAAAAAGUCAGCUUGGGAGGAGAGGAGCUGUAAGCAGAAAAGCAGGGCAGUGACACUGCUGAGAGACUGGAGGGACAAAGAGGAAGAGAAGGAAAGAGCAGCAGCAAGCAGUAGGGAUAACAGUGAAGGAGAUGAAGAGCUGCCAGUGCAGAGGAAGAGCAAGGACAGGACCGAGCGGAUGAGUGGGAAAAGGCAAGUUGGAAGCAGCGAGGAGGGAGAAGACAGCAGGAGGGGGGUGAAACCAACUACUAAAGGCACUGGAAAGACAGCCAAAGAGGGCCAUACCAAUAGUGAGGCCAGUGACUCAGAAAGGGAGGUGAGCGACAGAGAGGCAGGGGGUAGACCCAGGAGGGAGAAGAACCGCUCUUCCAAGAAGAGCUCCAAGAAAGGCAGGAUACGAAGCUCCUCCUCCUCUUCCACAGAUGGCAGUCCAAAACCCAAAGGCAGGAAGCAUUUAGCUGCUGUCCUUCCUUGCCAGGAUGGCUCUGGUCGCUGUGAUGAAGACCACCCAGCUGUGAUGAGGCUAAAGCGUUACAUUCGGGCCUGUGGUGCUCGUCGCAACUACAAGAAACUGCUGGGCUCCUGCUGCUCACACAAGGAGCGCCUGAGUGUCCUCCGGGCAGAGCUGGAAGCCCUGGGCUUGAAAGGUAACCCUUCUUUAGAGAAGUGUCGGGCCCUGAAGGAGCAGCGGGAGGAGGCAGCUGAGGUGGCCUCCUUGGACAUUACGAACAUCAUCAGUGGUUCAGGCCGGCCACGCAGACGCACAGCCUGGGACCCGUCAGGAGAAGCAGCUCUCUCUGGGGAGCAGUACCGCCGGACCCUGGAUUCAGAGGAAGAGAAGCCCCAUCCCCAGCCUCCAGACUGGUCACAUAUGCGUGGCAUCAUCAGCAGUGAUGGCGAGAGUAACUGAGCUCCCCCAGAAGGGACUCUGCACUUGUAGAAAGCUGAUGUAGCACAUUCCCCUUCUACUCUCAAUUCUGGGCCUGCAUAAGCAGCAGCAGUUUUCUUUAGACUUGUAACCCCCAGGGACACAAGUUGUUGGGAUCCUACUUCUCAGCUUCAUGUUCUGUUUAAGGUGUUUAUUUUUUAUAACUCAAUAAAGGAGUGUUUGAAGUACCUCAUCAAAACCG